This is a messenger RNA of Ceratosolen solmsi marchali, 2119 nucleotides long. Its product is annotated as putative mediator of RNA polymerase II transcription subunit 26. NCBI's taxonomy places the organism in Eukaryota, Metazoa, Arthropoda, Insecta, Hymenoptera, Agaonidae. The record is from RefSeq and is a predicted model, not a curated record. Bases 258 to 2096 code for a protein of 612 amino acids. The transcript is spliced from 7 exons.
CGAGGAUCAUAUCAUUUUAGUUCCCGAUGCGUCGUCCGUUAGGCGCGUACAACUGCCAACGACAAUAAUGUGCAAAAAAUACGGAGUACCCUGCAUCAAGGAUAACACCUAUGACGACUUGCCGGUAUUACCGAGCAGGUCGGUCAGUUACUCACUCGAGUAUUCGUGGCGGGCAACUUACAUUAGUAGCGUGAUGAUUAUUCUCGUGAGGAAGUGAGGAUCUAUGAACAUAAUAGAUAGUACGUUGUUCAACAGAGAUGGAAAAUAAUCAGGAUCCGGCACAAGUGCACUGUUACACAAAUCCUUCCUUCUGUAGACAAUCGGAAUAUAUACCAGAGGAUGGACAAAGCGACGACCUACCGCCACCUCCGCAAUUUCAGCUUGACGAUAUUCCAGCACCGUUAACAAUCCAUCAAUCUCACUCGGAAUAUGGUCAAAACAAUCCAGCUUUCCAUGGUAGUCCAGAAGCGGAGCAUAUCAACCACCGUCAAUUUCACCACCGUAGCAUUGUCGAUCUCAACCAUACAAGCAUCGAUCGCUACUGCUAUAUAGAUGACAGCAUCGAUCAAGAAACUCCACAAGCAGUGUCUCAUAAGCGAUACGGCAGUUUGCCUCUCGGUGGUCAAAAUCUUCGAUCAUACCCACACAAAAUCAAUCGUUAUGAAUAUAUUCAAGAUGAUGCUACUACCUUAGUACAACCGCAGCAGCAACAUCAAGAACAUCAGCAGCAGCAGCAGCAGCAGCAACAGCAACAGCAAUUACAACAGCAAAGAGCUACGAUCGGGGACAAUGUUUCAGUGUACGAAUUUAUUGAAAAACAGCAAAUACAACAGAAAACUCCGCUGCCACAACAACAACAGCGACCGCAGCAACAAGUGGCAGUACCAAAUGGACAAAAUUCUUUACGAGCGUCAGUUAGGUCAUACAGGGGAACGGACAGUCAAUAUAAUAUCUUGGACCCCGAAGGAAAUCAAAUACAAGAAAGACAAUGGGACGCAGAUGGUACUGGAUCGAGAUGGAACAUAUCUAAGAAACAAAUUAGUACGCCUAGAGGACGUUAUACGAGUUUACCGAUGCAAGAUGAGGAUCCACCAAGACUACCAGAGCGCAACGUACAAGAACUCAACCUCUCGCAGCGAAGUAAUAACGUCGCCACUCAAAAACUUCACGAGAUUCUAACUACGCCACGAAAAUCGAAAACGCGCCCCCAGUCCGAUGCACUUACCCCGAUGAGGAGUCCUCAGCGACAACAACAGCCAGUUUUACAUAACGUUACGCCCACGCAACUUAACACCUUCCCACCGGGAUAUUCGCCAUCUUCCUCAGUGACUGGUCAACAACAGCAGCAACAGCAACAACAACAACAACAACAACAAAGUACACCCCAUAAUCGUACCACAUCUCCACGGAGCAAAGGUUUAACAACAUCGACUCCAAACAAGGAGACACCGUCGGCAAGGCGCUGCUUGCCCUUGAAUGGUGAGCCGGUGCCUAUUGGUUCCAUACUACGUCAUCACAUCCAAGAUAGCCAGGUUGCAUAUGGUAGUACCUAUGGUGAGCGUCAGAGAAAUGUCCCGACCACGGCAGCGUUCUACCAAGGUGUCGAGGGCGCCUUCAUCGCACGCACAGCGGUAGUACCACCAUUAUCGCCGCCAAUAAGUGAAGCAAAUACUACAUUAGUCAGUGGCACAGAUAAAUCUGAUAGAAAGAAUGCGCCUCUCAUUCUUUUUUUGGUUGGUAUACUAACUUGUGGUCUAGCCUCAUAUUUGUCAUGGACACAAGGACGCAGAUAUUACUUUGACAGUGCGAUUGGGUGCGGGGCAUGUUGUGCCCUGGCGGGAGCAUGUCGUAGUAUGCGUCGCACUUGGACCGGACUCGGUUUGGCCGGUCUCGCCGCACUUAGUUGCGCUGGCCUUUUGUUGUUAGCUGCCAAGUCCCCACGACCUGGAACUCCGUUGCAUGAUAUUACGGCCGGUGCUCUAUGUGGCGUUUCAUUACUCGGUGCAGUACUUGCCCUGCUCGCCUUGGUUUCGCCGAGGUGCGCUUUUGGCAGACACAGGCGCGUACACUCCUGGAUACCUAGGUUUUCGCCUUGAGCAUGAGCACGGUUGAGGAAGAA